Molecule: messenger RNA, 345 nt
Organism: Elaeis guineensis (African oil palm)
Lineage: Eukaryota; Viridiplantae; Streptophyta; Magnoliopsida; Arecales; Arecaceae
Source: RefSeq, a predicted model, not a curated record
AUGCGCAAGCAGGUCAUGGGCGAGGCUUUUGUGGCCCAUGCGUUUGCCAACAUGACGCCGUUCACCGAGCCGAUCCAGCAGCACAUCACGCGCAAGGCCUGGGGCGAUGUGUGGCAGCGCGGCACGCUGGACCUGAAAACGCGCAGCCUGAUCACCGUGACCAUGCUGGCGGCGCUGGGCAAGCAGCACGAGCUCAAGGGGCACGUGCGCGGUGCGCUCAACAACGGGGCCACGCCGGCCGAGCUGCAAGAGGUGUUGCUGCAGGUGGCUGUGUACUGCGGCGUGCCCACCGCGGUGGAAGCCUUUCGCACGGCGGCCAGCGUGGUCGACGCCGACCAGCCCUGA